GCCGCUGUUGCCAGGGGUGACAGCCGCAGGGAGGCGGAAGGAGCCGAAGACCAGCCAGAUCUGCGUAGGUAAGCGGGAGCAUUGGCGGCCAUGGCGGUCUCGGAGCCCGGGUACCGAAGCUGGUCCUUGCGGCCCGAGGUGCCAUCCGCCACCUUCUUCACCGCGCUGCUCUCGCUGCUGGUAUCCGGGCCCCGUCUGUUCCUGCUGCAGCAGCCCCUGGGGCCCUCGGGUCUCUCGCUGCGGCCCGAGGCCCUGCACAACUGGCAAGUUUACAGGCUCGUGACUUACAUCUUUGUCUACGAGAAUCCCGUCUCCUUGCUCUGCGGAGCCAUCGUCAUCUGGCGCUUUGCUGGCAACUUUGAGAGAACCGUGGGCACCGUCCGCCACUGCUUCUUUACUCUGGUCUUCGCCGUCAUCUGCGCCAUCAUCUUCCUGUCAUUUGAAGCUGUGUCAUCGCUGUCAAAGCUCGGGGAGGUGGAGGACGCUCGCGGUUUCACCCCCGUGGCUUUCGCCAUGCUGGGAGUCAGCUGCGUCCGCUCUCGGAUGAGACGGGCCCUGGUGUUCGGCAUGGUGGUGCCCUCGCUGCUGGUGCCGUGGCUCCUGCUCUGUGCCUCCUGGCUCAUUCCCCAGACCUCCUUCCUCAGUAACGUCUGUGGCCUGGGAAUCGGGCUCGCGUAUGGCUUCACCUACUGCUUCUCCUUUGACGUCCCAGAGCAAGUUGCCAUGAAGCUCGACCAGAAGUUCCCCUUCAGCCUGAUGAGGAGGAUUUCGAUGUUCAAGUACAUCUCCGGCUCUUCAGCCGAAAGGAGGGCAGCCCAAAGCCGAAAAUCCACCUCAGAUCAUCAGAUCCCAGAGGUUGAGGACCCUUGCUGUAUAGGGCUGAACCCUGUGCCCGGCUCCUACCCCACGCAGAGCGGCCACCCUCACCUGACCCCAAAUCGCCCUGCCGCCCAGAUGCAGCACGCCAGUGGCCAGAAACUGGCGGCCUGGCCAUCGUGUGCUCCUGGGCACAUGCCCAGCCUGCCUCCGUACCAGCCUGCCUCCGGCUUGUGCUACGUGCAGAAUCAUUUUGGCACAACCCCCAACUCCUCGGGUGUCUACCCAGCUUCCGCGGGUGCCUCCCUGGGAGUCCAGCCCCCUGCCCCCCUCAACUGCCCCGGCACCGUGUAUUCCGGGGCUCUGGCCACUCCAGUGGCCACAGGCUCUAAGGAGUGCUCAAGGGUCCUGAUGCCCUGAGAAAGUUUCCAGGGAUGCGAUCUCCCCUCCUGGCCUUCUCAAAAAGGGCCUCUGUGAGCUGAGAUUUUCUUGACACGAAGUUAUUUAUUGGAUACCUCUAUGUGCCACGCUCUGUGUUGAGUAUUUUGAUAUGUGUUCCUGUUGAUCUCCUUUACCCUCAUGACAGCUUCGUGAAGUACAGUGGUCCCCACUUCCCAGAUGCAGAAAGCAGGGCGCCUGGUCAGGACACGUGGCUCUUGUGGCACAGCUGGGGCGCUUGGCUUCAGGCCCAGGCCCCUCCCACCCACUUCCCCGCCCCAAAGAAACCUCGGGGAAGGGGGAUCGGUUGUCAGCGGCUCAUCCCAGCUCUGUUCCUUCCUGGCCUUGUGCGUAGUGCUCUUGGUUAUCCAGUGUCCGUGUGUUCAUGUGUGCCCUUCAGGAGCUCCCUGCUGGUGUGCUCGCCAGUCCCCAGGCCUGUGCAGUGUUUCUCCCCUGCAGCGACACCCCCACCACCCAGACUUCUGCCCCAGGAGUGGUGAGACGGGCCUGCGUGCGCCCCAGCAGUAUGUUGACGGGUCCGUCGCGUUGGUUACGUUUGUAUAAAGAAACUGCCUCCAGCCUGC
Molecule: messenger RNA, 1838 nt
Organism: Capra hircus (goat)
Lineage: Eukaryota; Metazoa; Chordata; Mammalia; Artiodactyla; Bovidae
Gene: RHBDD2
Product: rhomboid domain containing 2
Exons: 5
Coding region: 91-1236 (381 amino acids)
Cellular component (GO): membrane
Molecular function (GO): serine-type endopeptidase activity
Source: RefSeq, a predicted model, not a curated record